This is a messenger RNA of Pararge aegeria (speckled wood butterfly), 507 nucleotides long. RefSeq lists its product as uncharacterized. The record is from RefSeq and is a predicted model, not a curated record. Bases 1 to 507 code for a protein of 168 amino acids. Lineage: Eukaryota; Metazoa; Arthropoda; Insecta; Lepidoptera; Nymphalidae. The transcript is spliced from 4 exons.
AUGCCCGAGGGUCCACAAGAGCUUAAUGCUUUAAGUGUUUGUGCUGUACAAUAUUUUGCGAACACGUCUUACGCAAGCUGUGCUACAAAUUUAAUGGCUUUAUCAACUUCUGCACUGAAUGUUCAACCAUCUGGUUGUUAUAUGGGCUAUUGUGAUUUUGUACGAUGUUUACGACGAACGAAUUCUGUUAAUUUGAUAACUCAAUGCACGAGAGAAGCUCGGACUGGUGUUAACAUAACACUCGAUAGUGAUAAUGUACGAUUUUAUACAAAUGUAACGUCAUGUAUUUUGGCAAAAACAAGGUGUGGCAGUUUCAAUCCUAUCACAGGAGACCCGCAAACCCCCGGAUUUACUUCUACUGGGUUAAGAAUAAGCAAUGCAUUACAAUUUUCUGACGCUGGGGAACUUAGGGUAUUAGCGUUUUCCGCAGCUACACCAGUUUCAAUUUCAUUUUGUACUUCAUCUAGUAAUUUAACGCAAACGAGUUGGUUAACCAACGUUUGUUAA